AGGUUUUUUCCUACAAGGCCUCGUAAUAUCUAAGGAGUACAGUUCCAAAGACUGAAAAUAUUCCCUUAUAUAACUCGUGGACUUACCAGAUGAGCUGCACGCGCUCCUCCCUCUCCACAACCUGCCCAUUUAUAAAUCCAGAGGGAAAACAUCAUCAUUAUCAGAUAGGCUUCACACACCACCGUCUACGUAAGCUAAACACCUUUCUAUUGUAGCUAAUUUUGCUAUAGGCUAUAUAAAGACGACCUAUUCAUGCUUUCCAACAAAACUGACGGACCGCGUAGAGGACGGUCUUUUGACUCCAUCAAUAAGUUUUACGAAGAGAAGCAACUCAACAAUGAGAUGAACAAAACUACAUGUAAUAAGACUGACGAGAGCAAAGACAAGAUCAUCCCAUCAAAGAGAGAACAUGCUGCAAUUGUCUUCUCUCUAAAAAAUGAAGUUGGAGGUCUUGUGAAGGCAUUGAAACUAUUUCAGGACAACCAGGUAAACCUUUUGCAUAUUGAGUCUCGUAAGUCUCGAAGGCGUAACUCAGAGCUGGAGGUGCUGGUUGAUUGUGACAGUGAUCGAGAAACCCUGAAGGAAAUCGUUCAGCUACUGCGCAAACAAACCAGCAUUAUAUCCAUGGAAUCAGCGGAUAAGUUCAGCACUCCUGAAAAUGAUCUUGCCGAGGUGCCUUGGUUUCCCAAGAAUAUCUCAGAUCUGGAUAAGAGUGCCAGUCGUGUUCUGAUGUAUGGAUCAGAUCUGGAUGCUGAUCAUCCGGGAUUCAAAGAUAACGUUUACCGUAAGCGGAGGAAAUAUUUUGCUGAUCUUGCCAUGAGUUACAAACAUGGAGAUCCCAUACCACGUGUGGAGUUUACAUCAGAAGAGGUAAAGACAUGGGGUGUAGUGUUUCGGGAGUUAAACAAGCUAUACCCCACACACGCCUGCAAAGAGUAUGUGCGCAACUUGCCUCUGCUCACCCAAUACUGUGGAUACAGAGAAGACAACAUACCACAGCUGGAGGAUGUGUCCAACUUCUUGAAAGAACGAACUGGCUUUACCAUUCGCCCUGUUGCUGGCUAUCUUUCACCAAGAGAUUUCCUGGCAGGAUUGGCCUUCCGAGUGUUUCACUGUACACAAUAUGUGCGUCACAGCUCAGAUCCGCUGUACACUCCUGAGCCGGACACAUGUCAUGAGUUGUUGGGUCACGUUCCUUUGUUGGCUGAACCCAGUUUUGCACAGUUUUCUCAGGAAUUAGGACUGGCUUCUCUCGGGGCAUCUGAUGAUGCUGUCCAGAAACUGGCAACAUGCUAUUUCUUCACGGUGGAGUUUGGUCUGUGCAAGCAGGAUGGAAAGCUCAGAGCAUAUGGUGCUGGACUUCUCUCUUCCAUCAGUGAACUCAAGCACUCGCUCUCAGGCAAUGCUAAAAUCCUGCCUUUCGAGCCCAAGGUCACCUGUAACCAGGAGUGUCUCAUCACAACCUUUCAAGAGGUUUACUUCAUUUCUGAGAGCUUUGAGGAAGCCAAAGUCAGAAUGCGCGAGUUUGCAAAAAUGAUCCAGCGUCCGUUCUCACUGCGGUAUAACCCAUACACACAGAGCGUGUGUGUGCUAAAAGACAUGCCAAGCAUCAAUGGCGUGGUUGAGGAACUCAGACACGAGCUGGACAUUGUGGGAGAUGCUCUCUGUAGACUCAGCGCACAUCUUGGUGUCUGAGACCCUGAUCGAUCUUGCUCAUAUUAAUAGCUUUUAUUUUGAUAUGUCUCAUUUUAGAGCACAUUGUGUAUAGCUGUUUAAACAUCAUGUACCUAGCAUUCAGAUACAUUGAAUUGUACUACAGACGUGAAUCACUCCUAAUGUCUCCAUGAGCACUUUUUUUUGGUACUGAAUAUCAGACAAAUACAGCUAAGCCUUUAAAAUCAUUGCUUUAUAUAGCUUUUGAAAUAAUCAUCUCUACUCCUUCACUAUUGCUUAACACUAUCACAAUAUGACCUCAUACUAUAUUUACACAUUCAUAAUACUUUAAGGCAAGACUUAAAUGUCCUAUAUAGCAACAUUAUAGCUUAAGAAAAAGAAUCCAACUCUAAAUUUUGUCUGAACUUAAAAGGGACACUCCACUUUUUUUGAAAAUAGGCUCUUUUUCCAGC
Molecule: messenger RNA, 2126 nt
Organism: Misgurnus anguillicaudatus (oriental weatherfish)
Lineage: Eukaryota; Metazoa; Chordata; Actinopteri; Cypriniformes; Cobitidae
Gene: tph1b
Product: tryptophan hydroxylase 1b
Biological process (GO): serotonin biosynthetic process; aromatic amino acid metabolic process
Cellular component (GO): neuron projection
Molecular function (GO): tryptophan 5-monooxygenase activity; iron ion binding
Source: RefSeq, a predicted model, not a curated record